This is a messenger RNA of Exophiala mesophila, 738 nucleotides long. RefSeq lists its product as uncharacterized. The transcript has 3 exons. Lineage: Eukaryota; Fungi; Ascomycota; Eurotiomycetes; Chaetothyriales; Herpotrichiellaceae. The coding region runs from base 219 to 497 and encodes 92 amino acids. The record is from RefSeq and is a predicted model, not a curated record. Gene Ontology annotation, cellular component: proteasome regulatory particle, lid subcomplex; proteasome complex. Gene Ontology annotation, biological process: proteasome assembly; double-strand break repair via homologous recombination; mRNA export from nucleus.
GUUCACUCUCCAGGCGACCUCUGUUGACGACUUCCUGCACAACGAAUCAAUCUCGCCAAUAUUGCAGCAAAUCCGACACAAUCUGGUGUCUACGAUAGCCAUAAUUCCCUCCUCAAUCAUUUCCUUCGGUGUUAGCCCUCCUCCGUUGCCUUCGUCGACCUCAAACCCGCAGUCUUCUAACAGCUGCUUCUGCUACUCCAUCCCCCCUCAUCACCAACAUGUCUUCGACCGCGCCCAUGAGCAAACUGCAACCUUCGGAGAACAAUGAAGCCGACGUCUCACAGACAUCCAAGACGACCGCAAAUCAAGCCCCCGCUCUGCUGGAGGAGGAUGAUGAGUUUGAGGACUUUCCUGUUGAGGAUUGGUCGCAAGAAGAUACUGAAGUGCCCGGUGGCUCCUCACAUCUAUGGGAGGAGAGUUGGGACGAUGAUGACGAGAACGAAGACUUCAGCAAGCAAUUAAAAGAGGAGCUUAAAAAGGUCGAAGGAAAUAAAUAGGCUUUCGUCUACAUCACCAAAGGUCAAAUCAAGUUGCAUUGUGCACGGCGUUCUUGGGUUUAUUGAGGCCAUAGAGAUAUUGCACUAGUCAGGUCCGAAAGGUUUCCUGGGUCGGCAACUGCAACUCGUUAAAACUAUCAUACAGCGAGACUUAUGUGACUUUCUUCUUGCUCGUCAUAGGUUCGGGGUUUGGAUACGCGCUCGCUUGACUGAAUUUCACUCUUCCCGCAUUGAAACACCA